Microdochium trichocladiopsis is the source of this 816-nucleotide messenger RNA. RefSeq lists its product as uncharacterized. The transcript has a single exon. Lineage: Eukaryota; Fungi; Ascomycota; Sordariomycetes; Xylariales; Microdochiaceae. The record is from RefSeq and is a predicted model, not a curated record. Bases 48 to 533 code for a protein of 161 amino acids.
GGGGAAGUGGGCAAACCGGGCUAGCGUUGUGCGGGAGCCACCCCCUGAUGUUUCGGGGGCAAGCAGUUCACGACCCUCGAUUACACCAUGCAGACAUAAGUGAAUUCCUGACACACCAGUUUGUUUGCGGCGUUGUCUGGCGUAUCGAAUUUUCCCUGUGGACAGGAUGCUGUCUGAAAGUCUCUUAUAUAGGUAAGCCUACCCUGAUACUUAUGGCUUGGGUACGAGAACUAUCUCACAACCCCCUUUCGGCGCCCCAAGUGCACGACGUCCAAAAGCUACACGAAGCAGAGAACGUGGAUGAAGUCGGUGGACUAAUGAAUGCGACAUUGUGCCCCCUUCCACAAGCUGGUGCCCCAGCCUCUCGCCAAGUGGGGGGUUCGACAAAUCGCCACUUCCGCAACAUCGACUCAACUCUCGAGCAUCUCCUAGAGGUUAGCAACGACGAGAUUCGGACCAAGUCAUGUUGGGAAUCUCGGAAAUGUCGGGUGGCCGGUGAACGAGGACUGCGACGGAAACUCGAGGCUCUGUAGUCUCCAGACGAAUGGGCCUCGGAUAUGCACCGAGUCUAAUAAGCCAAGAGACGAUCGGCCAAACUCAAAUAAUGAAAGAGCGAUGGCAUGUGAUUGGCCUUUUCUUUCCGGCCGCCGGAACAGUGAACAAUGGGGCCCAGUGUCUUCGGGGGGAAGCUCCAUUGCUGCUAGAGACAACGGCGAUGACCCCGAGCGAGGUUUCGCUCUCGACUACGGACGGCCUUGUACUUGGAUUUACUCCCAUCCCGAUGUAUUCAGCUUCGAAAAGACUGCCAUUCCCUCA